This is a messenger RNA of Trypanosoma conorhini, 522 nucleotides long. Its product is annotated as ATP-dependent DEAD/H RNA helicase. The coding region runs from base 1 to 522 and encodes 173 amino acids. The record is from RefSeq and is a predicted model, not a curated record. Lineage: Eukaryota; Euglenozoa; Kinetoplastea; Trypanosomatida; Trypanosomatidae. The transcript has a single exon.
AUGGGCCGAGGCGGUGGUGGAGGCUACCGAGGCGGUGGAGGCUACCGAGGCGGCGGCUACCGAAGCGGCGGCGGCGGCUACCGAAGUGGUGGUGGCGGCGGCUACCGAAGUGGCGGCGGCGGCGGUGGUGGCGGAUAUCAAGGCGGUUACGGCGCACGACCGUACGCACCGUACGGCGCCGCGGUGCCCGCGCCGAUGCCGUCUGCCCCCAUGAUGCAUGCCGGUGGGUACCCCAUGCCACCACAGGCGCAAGUCGCGGUGGGCGCUGGCGGCGUGUACGCUGCCCCACCGUCACAGCCGCUCCCGCCGCGUGUGCCGAUGCAGAUGCCGGUGGCUGCGCCGCAGUGGAGCCAGGGCCCCCCGCCGCUUUCCGGGGAGAAACGGGGCCGUGACUCUCCUGAACGGCGGAGGUCCGACAGCCGCGAGAGGUUUCGCCGCCGUUCCCGCUCUGGUAGUCGCCAGCGCCACCGCGGUUCUGACGAAGACCACCACCGUCGUCACGGCAGCCACGAGCGCCGCUGA